CGGUGCCUGCGUUUCUCUUGACUGUGCGCAUGCGCAGUGCUGCCAGUCUGACCUUCAUCGGAGCGAACAUGUUGGCCAGGACCAGCGCCUUGGUGUUCUCCCCACAAUGUGGGCAGAUCAGGAACAUGGCCACCUUGAAGGACAUCACCAUCCGGCUGAAGUCCAUCAAGAACAUCCAGAAGAUCACCAAGUCAAUGAAAAUGGUGGCUGCCGCCAAGUACGCUCGGGCUGAGAGGCAGCUGAAGCCCUCCCGGGUCUACGGCACCGGAGCCCUCUCUCUCUACGAGAAGGCCGAGAUCAAGGCGCCCGAGGACAAGGCGGCCAAGCACCUGAUCAUCGGCGUGUCGUCGGACCGUGGGCUGUGCGGUGCCAUCCACUCAGGCGUGGCCAAGACCAUCAAGAAUGAGAUAGCCAACCUGACGGGCAGCGGCAAGGAGGUGAUGGUGGUCAACGUGGGCGACAAACUUCGAGGUCUGCUGCAAAGGACUCACGCCAAGCACAUCGUGCUCAACUGCAAGGAGGUGGGCCGCAAGCCCCCCACUUUUGGCGACGCCUCCGUCAUCGCCGGCGAGCUGCUCAACGCCGGCUACGAGUUUGACCAAGGAGCCGUUGUCUACAAUCGCUUCAGGUCUGUCAUUUCCUACAAGACGGACCAAAAGCCGCUUUUCUCCAACGACGUGGUCGCAAACGCAGAGACCAUGGGCGUGUACGACGAUAUCGACGCCGAUGUGCUGAGGAGCUACCAGGAGUUUGCCAUGGUCAACAUCAUCUACCUGGCGAUGCGGGAGUCAUCCACCAGCGAACAGAGCGCCAGAAUGACCGCCAUGGACAGCGCCAGCAAGAACGCUUCCGAGAUGAUCGACAAGCUCACCCUGACCUUCAACCGCACCCGACAGGCCGUCAUCACCAAGGAGCUUAUCGAGAUCAUCUCCGGAGCCGCCGCGCUGUAAGCGACGAGGUGAACCCCGACGGACGUUUCCGAGCGAAGCCGACGUGUCUGGCCACGUUUAUGCUUGUGUUUGUAAAAUAUACGCAGAGAAUAAAGACCUUAAACCAUC
Messenger RNA from Syngnathus acus (greater pipefish), 1058 nucleotides. It is a transcript of the gene atp5f1c, whose product is annotated as ATP synthase F1 subunit gamma. NCBI's taxonomy places the organism in Eukaryota, Metazoa, Chordata, Actinopteri, Syngnathiformes, Syngnathidae. The record is from RefSeq and is a predicted model, not a curated record. Bases 30 to 950 code for a protein of 306 amino acids. Gene Ontology annotation, molecular function: proton-transporting ATP synthase activity, rotational mechanism. Gene Ontology annotation, biological process: proton motive force-driven ATP synthesis. The transcript has 9 exons.